Molecule: messenger RNA, 1662 nt
Organism: Mycena citricolor
Lineage: Eukaryota; Fungi; Basidiomycota; Agaricomycetes; Agaricales; Mycenaceae
Source: the annotation of a GenBank genome assembly
CCCCAUCGACGUACAUGAGAUCCUGCCUUCUGGGUCAAUUUCGAGCUGUGGCAUUACUCUACAUCCAUCGGACUUUCUUCGCACAAGCGAUGUUGGACCACCCUGAAAAUCCACUCCGUAGUCCCUAUGCACCAUCCUUUUGUGCAGCAUAUCGUUGUGCGUCUAGAAUGAUCAAAGGCUACCUCAAUCUUUUCGAGAGGUACAGUGACGUCGUGACGUGACUGGAUUUAGUUCGACUGGUUGACCUGUUUCUGCUGAUCCCCAUCUUCGGCAGUGUUCUCUGCUGCAAUGAUUGUGGGUAGUAUCGUCACCCGAUCGCCGUCUGCCAGCAUGGCUGCCGCUGCCUUCAUUGAACUGGAUUUAGUAUGCGACUCAUUCGACAAGGGUGCUAAACAGUCACGCCGAGCAAGAAGUGGGCUCGCCAUACUAUGCAAACUCCGGGACAAAGCUUACCAGGUCUACUCCCAAUUUUGCGGUGGUAAUCCUGCACUACCUCCAAUGACUAGCUUUGGUGUAGGAACCCAAGACUACGGAGAAGACGAAUUGGCCUUGUUCGGAGGCCAGACCAGGAUUCUGGUCAGCAAGCUGAUCUCCAGGAAGAAGCAAGAAUCGGCUUCGAGAGGAGUCGUGUCAACACCCAACCACUCAGGGAUACGAACGACUCAAACACAUGGCUCGAGUCUAACCAAUCCUACUUUGGAUGCGAUGCCCGAUGUGCAUCCCUCUCUUGUGGAUUAUCUGUCACUCUUUGUGCCUGCUCCGCACACACCUGAGUAUCUGAUGGACAACACCAGCUCUUCGACAGUUGGCCUUGAGAUGCAGCCACUCCCACGUGAAGCCACUCCUGCCUACUCCUACGCCAGUUACGGACAAGACUACACCAAUAUCAUGACUGCGACUCUUCUAGAUCCCAUCCAGUAUGAUGUGCAACCUGUUGCGGAGCCCAGAGAUAUAUCUGAUAUCGACUUCCUUAUGUUCGGGGACGCUGGCAUCGAUGAGCAGUGGAAGUCGUUUAUGAAAAAGUCUUUCUCUGGGUUGUUGGAAGAGGACCAUAACAACAUCACACCUGUCUAAUGACAUUGAUUUUCACGUCCGGUAUAUCGAUAAAAGAUUCAAGAGCACACUUAUCAUGGCCUUGAGGCCAUCACUGUCCAGAGUUUGGACCAAUGUGUUCCUGCUUAUCAGUCCGGCAGCAUGGGUUCGCCCUGACCUGCGCCUCGGGGCUGGCUGCGAGCUAUGCCGUCAGUUAACCUUCGUCGCCAUUUUGAUGUAUGUAGCAUCCAUCUCACGAACGGCUAUGCGAUCAUGCACUUCAAGCCCAAGAGAAUCUCCAUUAAGAACGGGUACCACGGGUGCCAUGCACUCAUCAAGGUGGGGCGGUGGUGGUGCAUGUGUGUGUGUGUGUGUGUCGGCCCACCUGAUCCUUCCACAUCAGAUCUACCUUCGCGCCGCUCCGGAUGUCCAAGUCAUCAAGAUCGAUGAUGAUUUCGAAGCCGGAGAUCUCUGCUGGCUCGAGACGCCGCUCAAUCCGACGGGAGAGUCUCGCAACAUCGACGAAUUGUACGAGUCGCCCAGCACGUGCGCUUUCGUAUACUUGCUUCCGACGGCGGCGCGUGCAAAGGAAGAUUGCAGACCAGUAGAGCUCACGCUUGCUGCGUCGAC